GCCUUCCCCGCGCGGCAGGUGGUGGUGUCCCGCCCCGCUAGGAGGCCAUCGACUGCGUCGGUUCGAUUGGUCAGCCUGGCUGCGCUAACGGUCGCGUAGGCGGGGCUUAAGCCGUGGGGCGGGCGCGGUGGAAGCCACAGGCAGCGACGGAGAUCAAGAUCCAGUUUCGGACAUAAGACUCACUGGGUGAUCAUUUUAUUGAGAUUAACUUGAACAACAGGUGUAAACUACGGAGGAAUCACAAUGACUGAGGGAACUCAAAUACUUUUAUUGCCGAGCUCUACUUCAGAUUCUACAAAAGAACCACUGUCUCCAGUAGCUUCUAAAGCCCAGAAUUCUAGCCUUUUAUCAAACAGACUCAUGAUUGAAAAACAGCAGGAGGAAGCAGAAUGGGAAAGCAUCAAUGGGCUGUUGAUGGCGCAUGGCUUCAGACCUCUGUGCCUAGUCAAAGGAGCCGAUCUCAGAGAUUUCAUUGUUUUUGACAAACAAUCAUCACAAAGAAUGAGGCAGAUUUUGAAAACGUUGAUGGAAGAAACAAAACGUCAUCAGAGCAUGAUACGGGAGCUCAUAGAAACAAAUCAGCAGCUUAAAAGUGAACUUCACCUAGAACAGAACCGAGCGACACACCAGGAACAGCGAGCCAAUGACCUGCAGCAGAUUAUGGACAGUGUGAAAUCCAAAAUUGGUGAAUUGGAAGAUGAAUCCCUAAACAGGGUUUGCCAGCAACAAAAUAGAAUGAAAGACCUUCAAAAGGAAUAUAAAAUGUUACAGAUGAAGUGCCAGCAUUAUAAGAAAAACCAAAUGGAGCAAGAGGAGACCAUUGCCUCUUUGAAAAAGGAGAUCCACAGAUUUGCCAGAGAGGAGGAAGAGCGUGUUGUCACUCAAAAGAGAGUGUUUGCCCAUCUCUGCAGAAGAGUUCCCCAUUCAGUCUUGGAUAAACAAUUGCUUUGUCUAAUUGAUUACUAUGAAUGUAAACUUAGAAAACUUCAUAUGCAAAGGCAGAGUGAGGAAGACGACAGUCAGUCAGAAGACAAAGACUACAUAAACCUGGGUCCCUCGUCAAAUUAUAAAGGCGUUCUGAUGUCAUUACAGAAGCAACUCAAGGAAUCAAAAUCCAAGAUCGAUGUGCUGGUAGGUGAAAAGCUGAACCUCCAGAAAGAUCUGGAAAACAGGCCCACAGAACAUGAAUUAAGACUUUACAAACAACAAGUGAAGAAACUGGAAAAAACCCUUAAGAAAAACAUAAAAUUACAAGAUCUUAUUGGUCAAAAAAAGUCUGAUGACAUGGAGAAAAAAGAUGAGCCCAGCAAAGACAACCAUCAGCAGGCUCUGGUCGACCAGAGAUACUUUCAGGUGCUGUGCAGCAUCAAUUCAAUUGUUCACAGUCCACGAGCUCCAGUAAUCAUUUAUAAGCAGAGCAAAGGAGGAGCCCCAAACUGCAGUAAAGAUAGUGUUCAAGACUGUGGAUUUGAACAUCUUGUUCCUAUCAUAGAAAUGUGGGCAGAUGAACUGACAUCCUUAAAGGAUUUGUAUAAGUCCUUAAAAAUACUGUCUGCAGAACUGGUACCUUGGCAUAGUUCAAAGAAACCAGUUGAAAAUGAAGGUGUCAAAGUAGAAGAUCUAUUGUUUAUGGUAGAUACCAUUUUGGAAGAAGUUGAAAACCAGAAAGAGACCAACAGCAUGCCAGACUCUCAAACUUUGCAAGCUAUUGUUUCUCACUUCCAAAAGCUAUUUGACGUGCAGUCUUUAAAUGGGGUCUAUCCCCGAAUGAAUGAAGUGUAUACCAGGCUUGGAGAAAUGAACAACGCUGUAAGAAACCUUCAGGAGCUCUUAGAAUUAGACAGUUCAUCGUCAUUGUGUGUGGUGGUCAGCACAGUUGGGAAAUUGUGUAAGAUGGUUAACGAGGAUGUGAAUGAGCAGGUUAAACAAGUCUUGGGACCUGAGGAUCUACAAAGCAUUAUCAACAAAUUGGAAGAGCAUGAGGAAUUUUUUCCAGCGUUUCAAGCUUUUGCUAAUGAUCUUCUUGAAAUCUUAGAAAUCGAUGACUUGGACGCCAUUGUACCUGCAGUAAAGAAAUUAAAAAUACUUUCAUACUGAAAACAAAUCACAUCAAUUUUACUGUGUAAAUGGAAUUCUUAACAUUUUAAGUAUGUUUAAAGGUCUGAUCCUGAGACAAGGUUAUAAAAUAUAUCAGCUCUCAGAAUUCAUCCUCUCACCAUUGGGUCAUUCUCAAUCCAUAUAAUUUUUAUUUUUGAUUAUUUAGUAAAAUGUAGCUGUUAAGUUAUUAACAUAGUAAAUUAAUUUUAGAUUCCUGAAUCAUUUCCUAGGCAAUGUUUGAGUGCUCUAAAAUGUAAGGAAGAGAUUGUAACAAAAGAGACUCACAGAGACAUUGCAAAUUAUAGAACACUGUAGUUAACUUCAAGGUUUAAUGACCCUUUGGUCAGUUGCUUUCUAAGGCCAACCAAUAGGAAGCCUCUGUUUUCCAGGCCAGGACUAAUGGGAAUAUUCUAUUAAGAUAAACUUACAGCUGUUGCCCCGUGAAAGCAAGAAGAGAAGGCUUUAUCUUUAUAUUAAGAUAGGAAGUUAGUCAUGGAGUGAAAUAGUUGGUUAGGUAGAAGUCUUUCUGUGUCUUUAUUUGCAAUACUAUGUAAUACACUUUUAUAAAGAAAUAAGAUCACAAAUAAAGUUUUUGUAAAGAGUUCCCAAA
This is a messenger RNA of Arvicanthis niloticus (Nile rat), 2707 nucleotides long. RefSeq names its product centrosomal protein 70 (gene Cep70). Gene Ontology annotation, biological process: regulation of microtubule cytoskeleton organization; cilium assembly. Gene Ontology annotation, cellular component: centrosome. Gene Ontology annotation, molecular function: gamma-tubulin binding. NCBI's taxonomy places the organism in Eukaryota, Metazoa, Chordata, Mammalia, Rodentia, Muridae. The record is from RefSeq and is a predicted model, not a curated record.